GGCCGCGCUGCCGGAGAGCGGGCACCGGAGCGGGGCCGAGCGGAGCCGGACAGGGGCUGGACGCGUGUGCCCGCGGGUCAUGGACGGGCGGGCGGUGCUGAUCCACGCGCUGCUGGCGGCAGUGUGCUCGGCGGCGGCGGGCGGGCUUCGCCGGGACGAGCUGCACAACGAGGUGCUGCACAAGGGCGGCGGCGGAGGGGGAGCGCCGGUCCCGGCCACGGCCCCGCUGCUCGGCGGCAGCUCGGAGAAGGAGGGCGGCGGAGCGGCCUCGGGGGACGACUUCAGCGAGCUGCCGAGAGUUGCCUUCCUGUCAAAGCCUCAAGGUCUGGUUACUCCCAAGAAGAAAGGGAACGGCAAUAAAAGAAGAAAAGGCAAAGGCCUGGGGAAGAAGAGAGACCCGUGCCUGCGGAAGUACAAGGAUUUCUGUAUUCACGGCGAGUGCAAGUACAUCCGAGAGCUGGGAGCUCCCUCCUGCAUAUGCCAGCCAGGGUAUCACGGAGAGCGCUGCCACGGCCUCUUGCUGCCGGUGGAGCACCCGCCCAGCGCGUACGACCACACCACGGCUCUGGCUGUGGUUGCUGUUGUCCUGUCCUCCCUGUGUCUCGUCAUCAUCGCAGCCCUGCUGAUGCUCAGGUGUCACAAGAGGGGUGGCUACGAUGUAGAAAACGAAGAGAAAAUCAAGCUGGGCAUCACUGUGAAUCACUGAGGAUGCCGGGUGCUGGCGAGGGGUCGGCACUAAUAACGCACUUCUACCUCCUGGAAGAGGUGAGACCAGCGGGGCUGCGGCACGUCGGGGGCUCGCUGGAGCACCAGGACGGCACCCGCGGCGGGGCCGCUCGGGCAGCGGCGGCACUGCAGGAGCUUCGUGGCCACCUCCGGGGACGGGGCUGGCUCGGGGAUGGGAGGUACCGGCUGCCCGGCGGCUCUCCGUCCACUGCAGUGCCGAGGAACAAACUGUGAAAGGGGGGAGACACCGGGCUCGGGGGGUCCUUGGCCGCGGGGGGGGGGGGGGGGGGGGAGGGUAACAGCUAUUUAACAAGAUAUUUUUCAUUUUAAAUUAUAUAUUUAUUUUAGAUAAACUGUACAUAGUAUUUAUAUUUAUUGUAGGUCUGGCCCUGCGUCCUUCGUGUAGGGUCAAGAUGACAGGGGUCAGACCUCCCUUAUUUUUUAAGUGCAAUGUAAUAUUCUAAUAAAUAACACUUUGUAACAAA
Molecule: messenger RNA, 1211 nt
Organism: Corapipo altera (White-ruffed manakin)
Lineage: Eukaryota; Metazoa; Chordata; Aves; Passeriformes; Pipridae
Gene: HBEGF
Product: heparin binding EGF like growth factor
Exons: 6
Coding region: 80-706 (208 amino acids)
Biological process (GO): positive regulation of cell population proliferation; positive regulation of mitotic nuclear division; epidermal growth factor receptor signaling pathway
Molecular function (GO): heparin binding
Source: RefSeq, a predicted model, not a curated record